UUCAGUUCAUUCAUUCAUUCAUACGGCAAACACAGUCACUGGUCACUGCAGUGCAGUUCGUCAAUAAAGCAAGAAUCAUGGGGAAAAUGAGUCAAGGAAAGAAAAAGUCAUACUAUAGAAAGAGUGCAGCAAGCUAUCGGAAACAAGAUCGUAUGCUUCAAUCUGGCAUGAAGGGAAUCUUAAUAACUUGUUCAGGAAAUGAAUCUAAGUGUGUGAAAGAGGCUUACAAUCUUUUGAAUGAAUAUGCUGAUCAGCUCUAUGGACCAGAGACUUGUCCUGAUGAUAAACAGGAGACCAUAGAUGGUGAAAAUGAGAGUGAUGAGGAAGAAGAAGAUAUCUCGGAUCUACUUGACAAAGAAGUGAAUGCAUUAAAAGUACAACAUCAAAGUAAAGUGAAACGGUUUAGAUCAGCACGUACAGGAACAAAGAAUGUUAUCUUUAUCCAAACAACGGGGGUAGAUCCACAUACCCUUGUGAUGCACAUAUUAACUGACCUGGAGAAAACUAAAACACAGAAGACAAGGAAUAUGCAGAGAAUGCUUCCAGUUUCACACACUUGUAAAGCCUUUGAGGACAAGAUUGAGAAGACUGCACAAGAAAUGAUUUUCCCUGUCUUUCUUGCUUCAGAUGCAAUAGAUUCUUCAUUCUGUAUCAUGUUUAAAGCAAGAAAUAACAACAAGAUCAAGAAAGAGCCGAUUGUCCAGCUAUUGGCCCCACUAGUAACACAAGGAAGCUCUCACAUACACAAAGUUGACUUCAAUUCACCUGAUCAUACUGUGAUGGUAGAUGUCAUGGGUGGCGUGUGUUGUCUAUCCAUUCUCAAGGACUAUAACCGAUUUAAGAAGUACAAUCUACAUCUUGUCGCUAGUAGUGAUGAUAUUGUGAUGUCAGGAGAAAGGAAGAGAAAGAAGGUAGAUGGUGUUGCAGAGGAGGAUGAAGUGGGAGAGGAUACCAAGAAGUUAAAAGUAGGAGAAGGGAUGAAAGAAGUUGUGUCUUCAGGAGAGUCUUCUUCAGAGGAUGAAAGACAAGAGACCGUUCUUACCAAAACAACUCUGAUAAACUCACAUGAUGUCAACCAGGACGAUACUAUGCUAUCAAAGCUACCUGAUGUAAACCAGGACGAUGAAAUGCCCUCAGUUACCUGAUGUUUUCCCAGGACAAUCUUUAUGCCAUCAAAGCUACAUGAUGUAAAUCAGGAUGAUCUUAAUAUGCCAUCAGGGUUAAGUGAUGGUAACCAGGGCAGUUCUUCAUCUCUUAAAAUAAUUUCGUCACAUUCAUCCAGUGUGAGUGACUAAUGAUGCAAAGAGCAGGGAUUCUGCAAGCACUUCAUAGCAUCAGUCAUUGUGUUAUUCACCCAUUGCCUACUUGAAUUGGAUGGUUUCUGUACAGAGUCUAAUGGAAAUUUAAAAAUAUUGCUGAUUUUGAUCUAUUCCCAACUUUGAAGUGACUUAAUCACUUCAAAGUUGGGAAUAAAUCAAAAUCAGCGAUAUUUAAUAAGAGAGAUUUUAAAAGUGAUUUUUAUUCCUGUUGCAUCUAAGUUUUCAAUGUUGAAAGUUUUUUAGUUUCAGUCGUGGAAGCCUUUUAGCCCCUAAUGGCUCAGUUUUCGAAACUCCUUGGGAGUGUUUCACAAAGAUUUUAAGUAUGACUUAGAGUCACAUUUAAAUGCCUAGUUGCGAAAGGCAUGACCGCAUUGGUCAGAUGGUGCCAUUAUGAUGCGCACUACUGCGUAUCAAUAAAUAAGAUCGCUUGUUGCAUAACAUUUUGCAUCAGCAUUUAAGUGAGACUCUAAGUCAUACUUAAAUCUUUGUGAAACACCUCCCAGGGCAUGCAAAAUUUAGCUGCAAAAAGACAUUUGAACACAUGACACCAACCGUGCGUAAUGUUCUUUGGCUGCUGGUAAAUACUCACUUUAAAAAAAGUCCUUUCCGUUAUGUUAACUGCAUUACUUAGAAUUCCCCCGAUUACCUCAGUGAUCUCAUAACAAGGAACUUGGUCAAUAUCUUCAUUCACAAUUAAAAAAAAAGUGAGACCUUUAGUGAGACAACUUUUUGAGAAAAUGGUACCAAAAUUGUUGAACGUUCUAUCCUAUGAUAAGAAGACUCAGACAGAUCCAAGUUUGUGUGAAAACCUAGACCUUUUCAGAAUUAUAUGUGUAAGCUUUAUAUUAACCCUGUCAGUCCUGGGAAUGGAGGGAAGGGGGUGGCUCAACAAUUUUUUGGGGGUAAAUUUAUAAGGCAAGAGAUUCUUGAAAUGUUGAUUCAUGUCUUUUUAAAGAUUUAAGAAUGUAGUUGAAGCAAACAUUUCAUGAGAAAAUGUUAAACUCAAGGUUGAUUGCAGUUUUCAUCUUUUCAUUUGAUUGGUUGAAAGGUUCAGUAUUUGAUCCAUUUUAUGUUGUAUGCAUAUUUUAUUUUCCCUUUUACAGCGAUCAUGCAUUUUUUUUCCUCGCCUGUACAAAGUUCGGCAGAGACCUAGUGCUCACUUUUCCUGUUACAAAAAUGUUUUUGUUUAACUUGGUCUUAUUUCUGCAUCAAUUAGGUUCAUCCUUGGUAUAUAUUGUUAUGUAGUAUGUAUUUAACUUCCUGUUAUCCUUUCAGUCAUUCACCUUCACUUGUUUACAAACACCCCCAAUGUCAUCUAAGAAUCCCCAAACCCCCCAAGACCAUUUAACUCCUAAACCUUGACCAUAAAAAGACCAACCCUCAGUGACGUCAGCUAACUUCAUGGAAGAAGUAUGACUCACACUCCCAGCCCCAGUCACUUGUACAGAGCAUCACCACACCCCUUAUACCAGAGAAAGUUUGAUAGACAGUUACCUGUAGACCAAUCAGAUCAAGUUUAGAUCAAUCCCACCUUAAAUUGUUACACCCCCAAAACUAAUGAUAUAAAUAAGACUUCUUGAUCAUUGGAGAGAUAGAAUACCAACGAUAAAAUACUAGACCCACACGAAUCCUGACUGACUGACUUCAAGACUUAGAUGUCCAUCCAGUAUUAAUUUAACUUCACUUCGAAUCUUAAUCUUAUACUUCGAAAUUAUUUCAUAUUCAUCGUCUUCUAUUAUAUUUGAAUCUUCAUGUACUUCGAACUGUAGCUGAAUAUUGAUGAUUAAAUACUUUGUGAUUUGAACUGCA
Messenger RNA from Lytechinus pictus (painted urchin), 3128 nucleotides. RefSeq names its product THUMP domain-containing protein 1-like. The transcript has 6 exons. Gene Ontology annotation, molecular function: RNA binding. Lineage: Eukaryota; Metazoa; Echinodermata; Echinoidea; Temnopleuroida; Toxopneustidae. The record is from RefSeq and is a predicted model, not a curated record. Bases 78 to 1145 code for a protein of 355 amino acids. Gene Ontology annotation, biological process: tRNA modification.